This is a messenger RNA of Cyclopterus lumpus (lumpfish), 2505 nucleotides long. RefSeq names its product autophagy related 14 (gene atg14). Gene Ontology annotation, biological process: autophagosome assembly; mitophagy; cellular response to starvation. The record is from RefSeq and is a predicted model, not a curated record. The coding region runs from base 177 to 1688 and encodes 503 amino acids. The transcript is spliced from 11 exons. Lineage: Eukaryota; Metazoa; Chordata; Actinopteri; Perciformes; Cyclopteridae. Gene Ontology annotation, cellular component: mitochondria-associated endoplasmic reticulum membrane contact site; autophagosome; extrinsic component of omegasome membrane.
GUCACGUGUUCAGAGGAAACCGGAAGUGGCGGACUCCUCGUUUGGCUCAUCAAAACAAAAACAUCUCCGGUUGAACCAACAUGGCGGAGAAGAGUCGGCUCGUUUAACAGUCAGAGAACCAACAUGGCGGACAGGAAGAAGCGCUCCUAGGAGGCGUCGGCUCCCUCUCCCCGGCCAUGGCGUCCCCUGCGCGGCUCCCACUCGGCCCGCACCGCGCCGCCUCGUCCUCCGGCGGGCGGCCGCCCCUCCGGCCGCCCGCCGUGUAUGCCGCUCACUCCGCGCCGGGCUGCGCGAUGGUGGAGUCGGUGGACGACGCGGAGGGUCUGUACGUGGCGGUGGAGCGGUGCCCGCUGUGCAGCACGUCCCGCCGCAGGCUCACCUGCGCCCGGUGCGUCCGGGCCGGAGACUUCGUGUCCUUCGACGGGAGGAGCAGCGAAAGAUACGUUGAGAAGUUGGAGCGGCUGAAGAAGCUGAAGGAGGAAAAGGAGCAGCUGCAGCACAGAGUCAUUCAGGACAUGGACAGGAAGCUGCAGGCUGACGAGAUGCAAUGGAAGAUCAUGUCGUGUAAGAUGAAGAUCGAGCAGCUGAAGGAGGCGGUUGCUGGGGGCAACGAGGAGGUGAAGAGUGAUAAGGAGCUCCUCCUGCACUCUCAGGAGGAGAGCCAGCGGCUGCAGCGCCGGGCCGGACGGCACCAGGAAAAACGGGACAAGAUCGAGCGUCACAACCGGCGCCUGGGGGACCUGCUGGAGAGACGCAGCCGGGAGCUGCAGGGCCGCCUGGGCCACCUGGCCGCUCUGAGGCGAGACCACAUCCUGGAGCUCACCACCCACAUCUUCCACACCCAGGAGGAGAAGCAGGGCAGCAGAGACCCCGCAGACGUGGUGGCAGAUUGCGACCCCGCGUUGACCUCCAGCACGGUGAGCGAGCUGGCCGAGGCACGGAGGACCACCUACCUGUCGGGACGCUGGAUCUGGGACGACCAGAACGGAGAGACCAGCAUCAGCAUCACGGGACCCCCCGUCACCCUGCCCAGCAACGGAGACUGCUCCGCCUACUACAGCUGGGUGGAGGAAAAGAGCACCAAUCAGGGCCCAGAGUUGGACCACAUCAACCCGGCCCACACCGUCAGCGCUGCUCUCUGCUACGCCACACAGCUCGUCACCAUCCUGUCUCACCUCCUGGACGUCAACCUGCCCAAGAAACUCUGCAACAGUGAGUUCUGUGGAGAGAAUCUGAGCCGAUACCGCUUCACCAGAGCCCUGAGCAAACUCAACACCAACAUCCUCCACCUCUGCUUCUCACAGCAUGUCAACAGUGAGAAGCUCCACCCUCAUCACACUCUGAGGAACAUCAUGUUUCUGGUUGCCCCCGACAACAACAACCUGGGCAGAACGGGUCCGUUUGAGGUGAGCGCAGACUUGGAGGAGUCAAUGGAGUUUGUGGAGCCGGAGGCUGCAGGACCGGCGGAGGAGAGCGGAGACGAGGCUGUGACGGACGAGGAGACGGACCUGGGGACGGACUGGGAGACGGUGCCCAGUCCUCGAUUCUGUGACAUCCCAUCACAGUCCAUGGAUCUUUCCCAGAGUGCAUUGCAGGUGUCCCAGCCCUCUGCCAACACUGGAGGGAUGAUCUCGUCUGCUGCUGCCUCUGUCACUUCCUGGUUCAGGGCUUACACCGGCCAGCGCUAAACCGGACCAGAACCAUGGGACCUGAACCACUCUGGAUCGAACUGGUUCAUGUCUGGACUCCUGGAGGUCUCAAACUUUAGACUGGGGUCCGGUCAGGCUGGUUCUGAAUCUUUAACGCAACUUCCUGCAGACUCUAAACAUCGGACCCACGAGGACCCACGAGGACCCACGAGGACCCACGAGGACCCACGAGGACCCACGAGGACCCACGAGGACCCAUGAGGGAUCGUCUUCGCUUGAAGCUUCAGAAAGUCCUGUUGAGAUUAUUUAAUUUACUGAAUUUAAAGUGAACUCUUAAUUCAGAUUAAAUAUUUAGUCCCCCAUGUUUAUAAUCUAUAACCAGGAUGUAUAAACAUGUAAUAACUGGUUUAUUAUCACACAGGACAUCAGGGGGUCUGACCAAUGAGGGGCCACCAAACCAUGGAUCAAUAAUUCAAUUGAUUCAUGGAUCAAGACUUCAGUAUCAGAUCGGUCCGUCAGGUUCAUAUAUAAUCAAUAUGUUUCAGAUCGGAGUCAGAUGAUCAAUAUUAAUAACAGUGUGUUAUAAAUGUGUAUUACACGUUUAUAAACUGAUACAAAAUGAUACAUGUAGGGGACUUAAAUGUAGGUUUUAAUAACAUAUAAUAUCCUGUCUGACUUCCCCGCGGCUCGUUCUACGGGACGUUCCCCGUGGUUCUCCGGGUUUGGAGCAGCGGGUCCGUCAGAACUGAGUGUAAACGUUUCUUUGAAGGCUUGAGAACCCAGUUCUCCUUCAACGGGUCAAAGUGUGUUUUAAAGUGUGUUCAAAAUAAAAUCCUGUUUCCUGUUUUGAACUCAA